This is a messenger RNA of Pseudonaja textilis, 1477 nucleotides long. Its product is annotated as major histocompatibility complex class I-related protein 1-like. The record is from RefSeq and is a predicted model, not a curated record. NCBI's taxonomy places the organism in Eukaryota, Metazoa, Chordata, Lepidosauria, Squamata, Elapidae. Gene Ontology annotation, cellular component: external side of plasma membrane. Gene Ontology annotation, biological process: immune response.
GGCGCCUGGCCAGCUGAUGAUGACAGUUCCUGGUAGCUACUCGCUCUUCCGCGUCGGCUGAUAGUAAGGCUCGCCCGGGGAGCUGAAAAGCAAAGACUCCGCAUGAUCUUCCGAUCUUUCUUCGUGUUGCUGGUAGCGGCCGUCCUGCUACUGGGUGCGGGCAUCGGGGCUGCCACUUCUUCCCACGUCUUGCGCUAUUUCUUCACUGGUGUGUCAGAACUGGGCCACGGCCUGCCCCGGUUUGUCAUUGUGGGCUACUUGGAUGAUCAGCAGUUUGUCCACUAUGACAGUGACUCCCGGAGGGACUUGCCACGGGGGCCCUGGAUUCGGAAGGUGGAGGAAGACGAUGCCCAGUAUUGGGAGUGGCAAAGUCAGCUUUCCCACAGCUGGGAACUCUACUUCCAACUGAGCCUCUGGAACCGCUUCAACCACACUCCGGGGUUUCACACCUGGCAAUGGAUGCAUGGCUGUGAGUUACGACAAGACGGACGUAAAGAAGGCAGUUCUCAGUUUGGCUAUGAUGGGAAGGAUUUCCUCAGCCUGGAUAAACAGACUCUCACCUGGACAGCAGCUGACUGGCGGGCCCAGGUCACCAAGCAGAGGUGGGAGGCUGAUGUGGUCUGGACUCAAGGCCGGAAGAAUUUCCUGGAAGGAGAUUGCAUUGAGUGGCUGCAGAAAUACCUGAAUUACGGCAAGGAGUCCCUUCUCAGAAAAGAACCUCCUGUGGUCACAGUCACCCGGAAGGAGAGCUACGACGGACUGGAAAUCCUGAUCUGCCGUCUUUACGGUUUCUACCCCAAAGAUGUGGACGUCACUUGGAGGAAAAGUGGGGAAAUCUUGGAGGAGGAGACCUUCCGGGGUAGGAUCACUCCCAAUUCAGACAGGACCUACCACACCUGGCUCAGCAUUGAGAUCGACCCCAAGGAGAGAGAGCACUACAAAUGUCACGUAGAGCAUGACGGUCUUAUGAACCCCCAGGAUUUCUCCUGGGAGAAGCCAGUUUCAUCUGUAACAGGGAUCCUCGUGGGCAGUGUCCUAGGUGCUCUGGCUGCUGCUGUCUUGCUGGUAAUUGGGAUCCUAUUCUACACCAAAAAAUGGCGGAAGGCCUACCAAGCUGCAUCAAAUGUAGUGGAAUGACGCAUGAAUCUGGAUCAGAGGUUUCCCUGCUGAAGGCCACAACGGCAAUCUAGGAAAACGUUGGACUGGCUGGGUAGAUCGGGAUCUACACAUCUUCAUUUCUUUCCUUCUACUUCUUUGAUUCUGGCGAUCCACUGGGAGCGUUCACUGAUGCCGGAUUAAAUUUUCUUCCCUUGCACUUUGGCUUCGAUGGCGUGAGAACCAGCAUGAAAGACAUAAAAAGUGUGAUAAAGAUUACAUCGUGCAGGAUUAUCCUUGAUUGUUGUGAAUACCUAGCAGUUUUCAAGUGGCAUAUGUAACAGAUAACAGAUAAUCAGAGUUGGAAGGGACCUUAUAGGUC